AUGAAGGCCACUUUGAUCGCGUUUGGGACGCGAGGAGAUGUCCAGCCGCUUGUUCUCCUUGCUGCAGGGAUGGCAGCGCGGUCCGACUUAUGGAACGCGGUCGUGUUGGUUACCCACGACGGACACCGUGAGUUCGUGCGGUCUCUGCUGGGAGGCCAAGCCGUCGCUGUCGCUGCCGUGGAUUCACCACCUGUCCUCUGGAAAGGGACGCCGGGAUCCGACGCUGCCGAAACAAGGGCAAACCUCGCACAGCAGAACGGCUGCAUCGAGGCAUGUCAGGGAGCAAACCUGGUCAUCUUCAAUAUGUUCGCCCUUGAAGGAUAUCACGUCAGCGAAGCACUUCGUAUCCCCAGCGCUGUGUGCCACCCUUACUUGAUGACGGCUUCGCCUAUGCCAAGCUCCUUCCCGAAGAGGCUGAGGAGGACCUUUCCCUGCUUGUAUCGCGGUCUUACCCGAGUCCCAAACAAACCAAGGUUAGCGCACAAAGCAGGUUGCGAAGGUGCUGCUACCGCUCCCACUAGCCGCAGCGAGGAGAAAAGUGAGCUGAGCCAGGCAGCUGAAACAAGAAUGGUGCGUUUGGAGACCGCUUGGGACCACGUGGAGCAUUGGAUGUGGCCAUUGUUCACGAACAAGUGGGCCAUUUUCCGGGAACGCUUAGGGCUUACCCCUUGCCCUCUGCAAGAGAACCUAGAGGCGCAACCUUCGGAGCCACGGAGAAAGGGCUUAGCGGUAGCCGACAACGGUUGCCUGAGUUCCUUGAGGAUGAUCGACCCGACAAAACUGCCGUUGGUACUGUACCUUUUCUCGCCCCUCGUAGUGGAUGCGUCACCUUAUUGGCCCGAGAGCGUACGGGUCUGUGGAUAUCUGUUCCCUUCACCAGCUUCAAGGACGCACCCAAAGGGCCGCCGAGCAGGGCUACGAAAUGCAGACCACGGACAAGAACCCACCCAAUCCUCGACCGAGCAACAGCUCGAUCCAACACCUUCUUUUGAUCCCAAUAAGCUGGAAGGGGAGCACGUUCCCGAAAGUGAAAACAGCAAUGCCGCAUUGGAGGAACGCCUGGGCAUUCCGCCAAGCGUGGAGGAUUUUUUGUCCGUGCGAGAGGAUCGGCCAAUAUACGUUGGUUUUGGUUCGAUGUGGGGUAUGUGUGUGCCGGGGUAUCGACUAGCCUUCGCCCUUCGAGUGCUGCUGCUCGGGGCGAGGCAGGCAGGCGGGAGGUGCCUGGUAAAUUUGCCCCAACUGCCCACUGUUGAGAAAAAGGAAACCUUCGAUGACGCAGGGGGGCCGAGCGAGAGUCAGCUUGGAGAGCUCGAAUCCGCCACCGACUGGCUUUGUGAGUUCGCAGCGUCUGCAGGUCGAGAUAAUCUCCUGGUCCAUCACGGGCCUCUUGAUCAUAGCUGUUUUCUGUCACGAUGUUCGUUGGCGAUUCACCACGGAGGAAGCGGGACGACGGCCGCCGUGCUCAGGGCUGGAAUUCCACAUGUGGUCUGCCCUCAGCAACUCGAUCAGUUUUUCUGGGCUGAGCGUGUGCGCUACCUGGCCGUGGGCAGUGUGUUAGAGAGAUCCCUCUUCGUCGGACGCGUACCGGCACCAACUGUACCACCUGGAUCUCUGGUUGGUGAAGCAUCGGCGGCGAUUUUAUCUGCGCUUACACCGCAGGUGAAGCUACGCGCGGCGUGUCUGGGAGUCAAAAUACGCGCGGAGAGCGGCCUCGACAAGGCCCUUGAUUCUUUGUCUCUCUUUAUGAGAAAACAGUCGCCAACACCAGCCGCGCAACACGGCGAAGCAACGAUUGGAUCCGCUAGCACUCAACUCCACAUGGCGACCCCAUCGCCAACAUUAGACCAUGUUUCCACAGGAAAAGGCCGAGCAGUGGAAGAAAAUCUGGGGGGGGGAACGGGCGAGAUUCUUGCAGCAGUGGACAAGGUUGGUGAAUCUCUCCUGAGCGGCGGCGGGAGCGCAGGGAUUUACAAAGACGCUAGCGAGGAAAAUACGGUGUUGCGGGAGAUGCCGAACGGGUUGGCGGUGUGGUGGGGCAGUCGUGCCGAGGAGGAGGCGUUUUUCAUCUAUGGGGAGGUGUUCGAGGACAGGACGUACGCGAGGAUGGACGUCCGGGUGCAAGACGGCGACACUGUCUGGGACGUUGGUGCCAACGUCGGCCUUGCAAGCAUCUUCUUUGAGCUGGAGACAGACACGCCCGAUUCUCUUCGUGUUUUUGCCUUCGAACCCCUGCCCGUCAACAGGUCGGCACUGCAGCGGAAUCUAUCCAAGCACUGUCCUACUGCGGUCAUUCUUGAGUACGCUCUCGGCGCCAAGCACCAGGACAACGUUCUCGCGACCUUCUACCCUCACAUGCCUGGAAACAGCACCCUGAGGCCUCUUGAGAAGGAACGGUUACAGGGUAAGAUGGGGCGGACAACAGGAGGGAAGGCCUCAUCGCGAGGGGAGACGCGCGUCGACGCCUCAAAUGGGACGUUUUUCGACGAUGCUGAGCAGGUGUCGUGCAGUGUGAGGACAGUGUCGUGGGCAAUGGCCGACCUCGGGGUGGACAAGAUCGACUUGCUCAAAAUCGACGUGGAGGGGACCGAAUUUGACGUGCUACGUGGAAUCGAACAACAAGAUUGGCCCAAGAUCAAGCAAGUGGUGGCCGAGGUACAUCCUGUGGGAGACCGCGUCACGCGGGCAUGCGAGCUGCUCCGACGUCAUGGAUAUGGUGUCUCAGUACAGGCGUUGGGACUGGAUGGCACGCCGCUAUCGCCGAGCCCUGGACUGAGCGCCGCUGACAUGGGCAGCGAAGCGGAUGGGACAGGAGCGUCGUCUUAUGCGGGAACGACGGUUAUGCAAGAACAGCGAUCGGGAUUGAGUCAAGGCCAAUCCAAGGCCACCGAAGACGGCAGCAGUAGGGGUGACGGUGGUCAUCAGGGCGCCGGGGCCGAACGGAGUUGCGGGCGGAACAAGGAGGCAUGUGAUGGCGUAGUUUUCAUGGUGUACGCCAAACGGUUAUCGUAGCUGAAUAUGCGCUGCAACUGGGCUUGGAAAUAUGUUGUAAGUAUCGGUGAACUUGUGUGAUUCUAUCCACAGGGACACAAGACCCGCAAUACGAUCUGCAAAGUACGGCACUCCCAAGACUGGCGCAUGCAGUUUGGAAUUAUAUGUUCCCAUUCGACAAGCAAUUGAUCCCGAGUGCAAUCGAAGAAUCUAUUGAAGCGGGCUUGAAGAAGGUUGGGCCAAGAACACUACAGCAACUGAAUACACCACGGUC
Ectocarpus sp. CCAP 1310/34 is the source of this 3262-nucleotide messenger RNA. The record is from the annotation of a GenBank genome assembly. NCBI's taxonomy places the organism in Eukaryota, Phaeophyceae, Ectocarpales, Ectocarpaceae.